AACCUCAAACAUACAAUCUCAUUGCAAACUAGUUUAGUUACUGCUACUCUUGAAAUUCUUUACCAUUCAUAAGCGCACCUAAUUUUUAUUGCUCUAGAAACGUGUCGACAAGAAAUGUGUUGACGACCAAACUUGCUUGGGAAUAAGGACGUCUUCCACCGAGAAAAGAUCCAGAAAGCACACUUUGGACGUGUAUCAUUGAAUCUCUAAGAAUACUGCUUUACACUUGCAAGUGUAUUCACUAGUUUUCCUCAAAAUGCCUUCGGACAAAGGAUCCGAGAAUGUCAAGGUCGUGGUUCGGUGUCGUCCAUUGAAUGAGAAGGAGAAACAAACUGGUUUCAAGGAGAUUGUAAAGGUGGAGCAAGUGCAGGGGAGAGUCACCGUGUCUACACCAAAUAGCAGUGCCGGUGAGCCACCUAAAGUGUUCACCUUUGACACGGUCUUUGGGCCCGAUGCUAAGCAAGUUGACAUCUACAAUCAGACAGCACGACCAAUCGUAGACUCUGUGCUUGAAGGUUAUAAUGGCACGAUAUUUGCAUAUGGUCAGACUGGUACGGGAAAAACGUUCACUAUGGAGGGUGUCCGUACUGUUCCGGAACUGUGCGGCAUAAUUCCAAACUCGUUUGCGCACAUCUUCGGUCACAUCGCCAAGGCCGAAGAGGACAAGAAGUUUCUAGUCAGGGUGUCGUAUCUCGAGAUAUACAACGAGGAGGUGAGAGACCUGCUCAACAAGGACCAGAACGUGCGGCUGGAGGUGAAGGAGCGGCCGGACGUCGGCGUCUACGUUCGCGACCUCUCCGCCUACGUCGUGAACAACGCCGACGACAUGGACCGCAUCAUGACGAUGGGCAACAAGAACCGCGUUGUCGGCGCGACCAACAUGAACGCCGUCAGCUCACGAUCGCACGCCAUCUUCACGGCGAUACUCGAGUGCAGCGAGAAGGGGCUGGACGGUGAGCAGCACCUCGUCAUGGGCAAGCUGCACCUGGUCGAUCUCGCCGGCUCGGAGCGGCAGUCGAAGACCGGCGCGACGGGGCAGCGCUUGAAGGAAGCGACGAAGAUCAACCUGUCGCUGUCGACGCUGGGCAACGUCAUCUCGGCGCUCGUCGACGGCAAGAGCACGCACGUGCCGUACAGGAACUCGAAGCUGACGCGCCUGCUGCAGGACUCGCUUGGCGGCAACUCGAAGACGGUGAUGUGCGCCAACAUCGGGCCGGCCGACUACAACUACGACGAGUCGAUCAGCACGCUGCGAUACGCGAACCGCGCCAAGAACAUCCAGAACACGGCGCGCAUCAACGAGGACCCGAAGGACGCGCUGCUGCGGCAGUUCCAGGAGGAGAUCGAGCAGCUGAAGCGGCAGCUCGAUGAGGGCAGCGACGUGAGCGGCGCCGAGGCGAGCGGCGACGACAGCGGCGGUGACGACGACGACGACGUCGAGACGGGCGAUGGCGGCGAGAAGCGGCGGCGCCGUCGCCGCAGCAACCGCGUCUCGAAGGAUGGCCUCGCCGAGAUCCAGGCGAAGAUCGAGGCGGAGAAGAAGCUGCUCGCCGAGAAGAAGGACAUGGAGGAGGAGGAGCGCGACCGCAUGAAGGCCGACCUCGAGAAGCGCGAGCAGCACCUGCAGAAGACGCAGGGCGAGCACGACCAGCUCGUCCACCGGCUGCAGGCCAUCGAAAAGAAGAUCAUCGUCGGCGGUGAGAACCUGCUGGAGAAGGCCGAGGAGCAGGAGCGGCUGCUCGCGGAGAGCGCCCGCGAGCUCGAGGAGCGCUGCCGCCAGGAGGAGGCGCUGCGGCUCGCGCUGCAGGAGAAGGAGGCCGAGCGGCUCGACAUCGAGGAGAAGUACUCAAACCUGCAGGAGGAGGCCGCCGGCAAGACGAAGAAGCUGAAGAAGGUGUGGACGAUGCUGAUGAGUGCCAAGUCGGAGCUCGGCGACCAGCAGCAGGAGCACCAGCGCGAGAUGGAGGGCCUGCUCGAGAACGUGCGGCAGCUGAGCCGCGAGCUGCGUCUGCAGAUGCUCGUCAUUGACGGCUUCAUCCCCGCCGAGUACCAGGAGACGAUCGACGAGCACGUACACUGGAACGAGGACAUCGGCGAGUGGCAACUGAAGUGCGUCGCCUACACGGGCAACAACAUGCGCAAGCAGCCGGCGAACGGCGGCCGCGACGCGCCACCCGAGCAGUAUGCGCCCGACCUGUCUGGCGUCUACCUGACGUACGCCGCCGAGGGCGGCGGAAUGCCGUUCCGGUCGAGCCGCGGCGCCAGCCUCAAGUCACGCGGCUUGAAGGGCAGUAAAAAGAGCAAGAGAAAUAGUCUCGGCAUCGACCACUUGCUGCAGUAGAUGCGCGAGCGUUCGUGGAACGCGCGGCGCUGCACGCGGUAAUUAAAGAGCGCGUGGUUUCGAUAUAUUUGCACAUUUUCUUUCUACGCUCGCAUCAUGUGUACAUUUUUAGAUAGCAAAGCAAGUGUCACCUGUGUCUUUUUUGUGCUCUAAAGUAUUAGCUGGUUAAGAUAGACAUAUCGUUUAUCAAGGCUUAGUGAUGGGAAUGCUAAGUUAUCGACUAGUCUCAUGUAGGUGUUGAAGUGAGAAUCUCAUAAAUAGGUGGCAGUCAGAUGUAUGAGAGCCGAACGGUCACACGUGUUAUGUCGCCAUUGAUUUCUAGUCUAAAAGUUGUAAGUAUUAUAUUCAAUAUCUGUACACAUCAAACAAUAGAACGUGUAUUGUUGUCUAUGCACAUAGUGAUUCAAACUUCUGGAAGCUAUGUGAAAAUGCAAACAAUCACGUUUUUACACAUUUUCUGGAGCUGUCACUGGCUAAACCUAUUAGCUGUUCAUGAGUGUGGGUGAGAAAAUGUACUGUUGCUACUUACGUAUACUGUUUCAUAUUAACGGUAGUAUCCAGAGAAGUCAAGACUUCGAAUCAGUAUGUGAAAGAUGGUAAUUCUCUCGUAAGUAUAUGUAUAAGUAUAAGUAUAUGUAUGUAUUGUUGCUAAUAGCGUCAAUGAAUGUAUACCCAGUCUCACCUUAUAACUAGUCAAAUAUGCCUCCUAGUUGUUACGGGUACGUAAUCGAAUUUCUGAUGGUACACUAUAUACAAUACUCUUUGUUUCGCCAUUUCGAUAACAUGGUGGUGUUUUGUGAACUAAGUCUAGCGCCACAAGUCCUCACGACACACGACAUGGGCACAGUGAGUAGGUGCACGUAUCUCAAGUACUUUGCUGAGUUGCAGUGUGAAUAAUAUUGUCGUUAUUACAUUUAAUUUACAUGCGAGUACGUUAAUGUAUGUAGGAAAAACAAUUACAGACGGAUGCUCGCAUUGGAAUGAAGUAUUGAAAAAAACCAGACUGCUGAGAAGAAAGGCAUAGCUGUCAAACCGCUAUAACGCUUAUCACGUUCGUAUCAUAGCUUCACAUGUACAGCUAGCCCGACCAGGCUCUACGACUGUUUCACGUCGUUCGAACGAUGUCUCGCCAAGUAGAGAGAAGCGAGAAGGUAACUUGUGUCUACCGUAUAGCCAGCCCUUCACUUUUGCUACAGGAAGCGAAGGGCUGCACGGUUAGAGCUAGUUUGUACUUCUACUCUAUGCUUGGUCAAGCAUUGAUAUUUUCGGAGCCAGGGCCAUGUGUUGUCGCACGCUUGCGUGUGAAGUUGGCACAGGUAUAAAUAAAGAAAGUGAACAUAGAGGAAUAGACACUCGUCUUGGUAUUUA
Messenger RNA from Priapulus caudatus, 3709 nucleotides. RefSeq names its product kinesin-like protein KIF3A. Gene Ontology annotation, molecular function: microtubule binding; microtubule motor activity; ATP binding. The record is from RefSeq and is a predicted model, not a curated record. Bases 257 to 2341 code for a protein of 694 amino acids. Lineage: Eukaryota; Metazoa; Priapulida; Priapulimorpha; Priapulimorphida; Priapulidae. The transcript has a single exon. Gene Ontology annotation, biological process: microtubule-based movement.